GCGCCCAGAAGCCAACCCCUGAGUGCCGAGAGUCUAGCCGGAAGGUCCCACCACAAAAACCCCGGCGCAGCCCCAACACCCAGCUGUCGGUGUCUUUCGAUGAGUCCUGCGGCCCAGCGCCGUCUCCUCGGGGGAACCUGCCGCCGCAGCGCCUCAGCCGGGCUUCUCGAAUCGCAGGGGACCCGGAUGCGGGCGCCCAGGAAGAGGAGCCGGUGUACAUCGAGAUGGUGGGGGAUGUCUUUCGCGGCGGAGGCCGGGGUGGAGGCGGCCUGGCGGGCCCCCCUCUUGGCGGUGGAGGCCCAACGCCUCCAGCCGGUGCCGAUUCGGACUCUGAGGACAGCGAGGCCAUCUACGAGGAGAUGAAGUACCCCUUGCCCGAAGAGGCCGGGGAGGGCCGGGCCGGCGGGCCGCCCCCGCUGGUGGCCCCGCCACAGCAGCUGCACGCCCUCCCCCACCGCCGCCCCGCUUCGGCCCUCCCCGGCCGGAGGGACGGGAUGCCCACCAAGGCCACCCCGUGCGACAUCCCCCCGCCCUUCCCCAACCUCCUCCAGCACCGGCCUCCUCUCCUGGCCUUCCCUCCGGCCAAGUCCGCUUCGCGCGCCCCCGGCGAGGGGGGCUCCAGGCUGCCGGUCCUCUGCCACCCCAAGGAGCCGGCCGCCCCCACCCCAGCUCCCCAAGUGCCUGCACGAGAGCGGGAGACGCCUCCCCUGCCGCCUCCGGCUGCCAACCUGCUGCUGCUCGGCCCGUCGGGCCGGGCCCGGAGCCACUCCACGCCGCUGCCACCCCCGGGCUCCGGCCAGCCCCGCGGGGAGCGGGAGCUCCCCAACUCUCACAGCAUGAUCUGCCCCAAGGCCGCGGGGGUGCCGGCAGCCCACCCCGCCUCAGCUGCCUUGCUCCCCGGCCCGCCCAAGGACAAGGCCGUGUCGUACACGAUGGUGUAUUCUGCGGUCAAGGUGACCACGCACUCGGUCCUGCCGGCCGGGCCGCCCCUGGGGGUCGGGGAGCCGAAGACGGAGGAGAUCUCGGUUCUUCACGGGAUGCUGUGCGCCAGUUCGAGGCCCCCUGUCCCGGGGAAGGCCAGCCCCCACGGGGCGGCCGUGGGUUCGGCCGCCGGCGUCCUCCACCACCGCAGCUGCCUGGCCUCCCCGCACGGCCUUCCGGAUCCCGCCGCAGGCCCCCUGGCCCCCCUCUGGACCUACCCAGCCACGGCAGCUGGGCUCAGGAGACCCCCCGCCUAUGACAGUCUCAAGGCUGGGGGGGUGCUCCACAAGGGCUGCGGAGUGGGGGCGCCGUCCCCCAUGGUCAAGAUCCAGCUGCAAGAGCAAGGGACUGACGGGGGCGCCUUUGCCAGCAUCUCCUGCGCCCAGGUCAUCGCCAGCUCGGGGACGCCGGAAGAGGAAGAAGAGAUGGGCGCCGCCUUUGGGGCAGGCUGGGCCCUGCAGAGAAAAGUCCUGUAUGGAGGGAGGAAAGCAAAGGAACCGGACACAGAAGAGGAUGGUGCCCGGGCCUGGAAUGGCAGUACGGAAGGUCCAGGCAAAGCAGAGCAUGAGGACAGGGUCCCUGUGGCAUCAGGGAUUCCUGUGAGAAGCCAGGGGGCAGAGGGUCUGCUGGCCAGGAUCCACCAUGAUCGAGGAGGGAGCCGCACAGCGCUGCCGGUCCCUUGCCAGACUUUCCCGGCCUGCCACCGGAAUGGAGAUUUCACAGGCGGGUACCGCCUGGGCCGCUCUGCCUCCACCUCUGGAGUCCGUCAGGCUGCGCUCCAUACCCCUCGGCCUUGCAGCCAGCCCAGGGACGCCCUGAGCCAGACCCACCCCGCGCUGCCUCUACCCCUCCCGCCCCAGCCGGCCCGGGAGCGCGACGGCAAGCUCUUGGAGGUGAUCGAGCGGAAACGCUGCGUGUGCAAGGAGAUCAAGGCGCGCCACCGGCCCGACCGCGGGCUCUGCAAGCAAGAGAGCAUGCCCAUCCUGCCCAGCUGGCGGCGGGGCCCCGAGCCCCGCAAGUCCGGCACCCCGCCCUGCCGCCGGCAGCACACGGUGCUGUGGGACACGGCCAUCUGAGGACGCGGCGGGGGCACCCGGACGGGGCGGCCCGGGCGGCCGAGGAGCAGGGGCUGGAGAGGGUCCGCGCGAGGCCCGCGGCGGCGGAGGGUCCACUCGAGCGCGCGGGCCCCGCAGCGAGGGCCGGGGUGGAGGGACGGGUUUGGCGGAGCCGGGUGGGGCGCGCGGUCGGCGGGAGCCGCGGGGAAGGAAGGCAGCGCUCACUGAGCCAGGGGAGCGGGGCAGGGUUUUUAUUUUGGUAUUUAUUUCGGCCCGGAGGGCACGCCUGGGCCCUGCUGAGCGGCCCGGCAGCGACCGAAUCCGGGAGCAGUGUGGUCUGCUGUAAAACAGCGUGUCCUUUAGUUCUGGGGUGAGGGUCUAGCCAGGGACGGGUGGGUGCCGGGAGAGGGGAGCGAGCGGGCGGCGGGGAGCGGGGUAUUUAUGGAAAUAAUUUAAAGAAGAGCUGUCAGGAACUUUUUUUAAAUUCCUUUCUUUUCAGAACAAUAUAUUAAAAGACUCAUGAU
Molecule: messenger RNA, 2560 nt
Organism: Psammomys obesus (fat sand rat)
Lineage: Eukaryota; Metazoa; Chordata; Mammalia; Rodentia; Muridae
Gene: Nyap1
Product: neuronal tyrosine phosphorylated phosphoinositide-3-kinase adaptor 1
Biological process (GO): phosphatidylinositol 3-kinase/protein kinase B signal transduction; neuron projection morphogenesis
Source: RefSeq, a predicted model, not a curated record